GUGUGUGUGUGUGUGGUCCACUGGCUCUUCCCCCACUAAGCUCCACACACCACAGACCACAGUCAACCAGCAGAUGAACAGCAGCCUCCAUCUGCACGGCUUCACAAACCAUUUACAGGAGGGAAAGAUGAAGCUGUUGGUCUGGCUUAGUGCUCUCCUCUGCCUCUUUGCCUGUCAUCUCUGUGAAGCCAGAGUCAUCCCUGAAGGAGUUCCAUAUGAUGAGGCACCAGCUGUUCCCUACUGGCCCUACUCCACCUCUGACUUCUGGAACUACAUUGAAUACUUCCGAUCCAUCGGCGCCUACAACCACAUCAACGAGAUGGCCCGGGCCUUCUUCGCCCACCAGCACCUCGGAGACACCUUGGGAUAUGAGACCAAUGAGGGACAUGAACACUGAAAGGGAGCUAGGAGGAGGAGGAGGAGAUGUUGCGAUAUCCCAAGGAAAUAAAAAUUAAAGAUGAGGAAAUAAGAAAAUGAAUACAGAGUAAUACGUUUUUCUCUUCCCAAGUAUAUCAGUUUGUAGCAUAGCCAUUCAUAUAGAAUGCAAAUGUAGAGUUUGUAGCUCUUUGUAGCGUUGUAUACUAUCUUAAUAUAAUAAACAUUUUCCAAAUAUUGAAUGAUGU
This is a messenger RNA of Etheostoma cragini (Arkansas darter), 623 nucleotides long. It is a transcript of the gene otos, whose product is annotated as otospiralin. The transcript is spliced from 4 exons. NCBI's taxonomy places the organism in Eukaryota, Metazoa, Chordata, Actinopteri, Perciformes, Percidae. The record is from RefSeq and is a predicted model, not a curated record. Gene Ontology annotation, biological process: sensory perception of sound. Bases 74 to 397 code for a protein of 107 amino acids.